Molecule: messenger RNA, 1547 nt
Organism: Quercus robur (English oak)
Lineage: Eukaryota; Viridiplantae; Streptophyta; Magnoliopsida; Fagales; Fagaceae
Exons: 6
Coding region: 86-1252 (388 amino acids)
Source: RefSeq, a predicted model, not a curated record
GUCAUAGAAAAAUACACAUAGACAGAAAGGGGGAGAGAGAGAGAGAGAGAGAGAGUAGUGGUGGUUGUGGUUGUUGUUGUUGUUAAUGGCAACCUCUACCUCCUGGUUCCUCUCCAAUUCUCUCCCUCUUCCUCCGCGACACUUUCCUUCUCCAUGCCCUCGCUUCUCUUCCUUCUCCCUCUCUUUCCCUCUUCGCUCUUCCGCAAACCCUGGAAAAUUCCAAACCCUAGUCCUCGCCUCUUCCUCCGCCGCCUCUUUUGACGACCUCAGCUCCAACUCCAAGAAAUCGGUUCUCUCAAAUUUGAUACAAGAGAUAGAGCCAUUAGAUGUGGGCCACAUUCAGAAAGAUGUACCACCAAUGACGGUGGAUGCCAUGAAACGGACUAUAUCUGGCAUGUUGGGCUUACUUCCAUCUGAUCAAUUUCAGGUUCUCAUUGAGGCGUUGUGGGAACCUCUCUCAAAGUUAUUGGUUUCUUCAAUGAUGACUGGGUAUACAUUGCGGAAUGCUGAAUUUAGGCUUUGCCUUGAAAGAAACCUUGAUAUGCAGGAAGGAAAUCCUGAAAAACAAAUACCAGAAAAUAGUAGACUUGAUUUACAAGGGUUGUUGCUUGACAAUGCAAGUAUAAUUAAUUUAUCUGGAGAACAUGAAUUGUCAUCCAAAUUUGAAAAAUUCACUGAAGACUUGUCGGAGAAUUUUGAUAUUCAAGACCUUGGUGAAAUGUCCCCUGAAGCUGAACAUUAUAUUCUUCAUUUGCAGUCUCGUUUAUCUUCAAUAAAGAAGGAACUUCAUGAAGUCAAGAGGAAAAGUGCUGCGCUUCAAAUGCAACAGUUUGUUGGGGAGGAAAAAAAUGAUUUGCUGGAUUACUUGAGAUCUCUACAACCGGAAAAGGUAGCUGAAUUAUCAGAACCUACAUCUCCUGAAUUGAAAGAAAUAAUCCACUCCAUCGUUCAUGGUCUCCUUGCCACCCUCUCUCCCAAGAUGCAUUCUAAGGCUCCUCUUCUGUCAGAGAAUUCCCCAACUGGAAUAGUAAAUGUGGGGAGUGAAGAUUGUGCUGAGCUUGUUGAGAACACCUCACUGCAAUUUCAGCCCCUCAUUUCACUAACUCGGGACUACUUGGCACGUCUCCUCUUCUGGUGCAUGCUGUUGGGGCACUAUCUCCGAGGCCUGGAGUAUCGGAUGGAGCUGAUGGAACUCCUAUCCCUGCCAAGUAAUGCUGAAAAUGAUGCUUCUAGUGGUGAGCAAGUUGCUUGAAAGUUUCUCUUUUCAACUGCUUCCAUCUGUAUAUAGACGUGUACACAGACCUUGUUUUGCGACAUGAAGAGGCUGGAAGUGAGAUACAACAGUAGGCCACUUAAGCUUUUGCAAACUGAGAGUUCAUUUAUGCAUGGAAGUUUACAUCUUGGUAUGUUUGUUGUUAAGUAUAUUGCGGGUUUCAAUAGUUUUUUCUUUGUUGUCACAAACACAGAACUGGAAGAUAAUGAUGUAUUUAUUGUCCUCAUUGAAUUUAUAUGAUAAUGAUAAUAAGCAAAUAAAUCUUACAGAUAAA